AACCUUCAAUUUCUUCUUCAAAGCCAAAAGCUUUCACUCUCCCAACUCUCCCUUUGUUUACGCACAACACAAACAAAUUUGAACACUCUUUAACUUUUGGCUACAUAAUCAACUUUCAUUCAGGCCAAGUUCCAUGGUUGUUGCUUCUUGCUCUUCACCAUUCAGGUUAUUUCAAUCCCUUCGGCUGCUUCUGCUUGUGUUCCUUAGGGGAAAGCUUUGGCUUCUGCAUAACCAAAUUUACCCAGUCUAGUAUAUUUGGAAUUGGUAGUAUUAUGAAUUAGUACUUCCAAGUUUCAAGGAAGGAAUCCCUUUCUACUUCCUGUAAUAUCUUGCUGUGAGAACCGUAAAAAGGAAGAAGAAGAAGAAGGAGAAAAAUGGAGCACAAAUGGAACAGGGAGCAGCGGACACUGAUCAGUGAGCUGAUUCAAGGAAUGGAGUUAGCAAAACAGUUAAGGGUGCAUUUGGGUGCAGCAUCUUCUGUUGAAUCCGGGGACUUGUUAGUACAGAGGAUUUUGUCAUCCUAUGAGAAAGCUCUUCUGAUUUUGAAAUUGAGUGGGCCCAUGGGACAGCCACAACAGAAUGUAGGAGCAACAUCUGGUGUCUCAGAGUCUCCACUAUCCAUCAAUUGCAGCCCUCGGAGUGAUGAUUUAGAUAAGGAUAACCAGGAUAUCCGAGAUGUGUCAAAGAAGAGAAAAAUGUUGCCUAGAUGGACGGAUCAGGUGAGAGUCAGUUCUGAAAGCAUGCUGGAGGGACUUCAUGAUGAUCGCUACAGCUGGAGAAAAUAUGGGCAAAAAGAUAUCCUCGGAGCCAAAUAUCCUAGAAGCUAUUACAGAUGCACCUACCGUAACACCCAGAACUGCUGGGCUACAAAGCAAGUCCAGAGAUCAGAUGAAGAUCCCACCAUCUUUGAUGUCACUUACAGAGGAACUCACACAUGUGCCCAUGGCAACCAGGCAGUUCGACAACCAGCAUCACCAGAAAAACAAGAAUAUAAAUCAAACAACCUUAAUAAUAACAAUAACCAACAAUUGCAAUCACAAGAUAUCCUCUUAAAUUUUCGAAAAGGCCUAAAGGUCAAUACUGAGGGCUUAGACAAUAAAGAGAUGGCACCGUCCUUCUCUUUUCCUUCAACAACAUCAUUUGGGUGCCUUAAGAGCGAAAACAAUAGUUUUUCACCUUCGGGAGUACUUGAUAACAACAAUGUCUUUGGCAACUUUUCUUCGCCUUUCAUGUCUCCUGACACACCUGAAUUAAACUACUUUUCAGUUUCUCCUUCUCAGACGAACAACUUCGGAGGAUUUUUUAAUGCACAACAUUCUGAAUCUGAUCUCACGGAGUUGAUUUCAGCCAACACUUCGGCCACCAAUUCUCCAAUUAUGGACUUGGAUUUCUCACUUGAUCAAGUGGAGUUAGAUCCAAAUAUCCAAUUUGACACCCCAGGAUUUUUCUCCUAACUCUUUUUCACAACAUAAAUAAGUGUAAAGGUAGACGUUGAUUUCAGGUUCCUCUGGCCAGAUUAGCUGGUUGCAUCUGUUCAUCCUAGCUUUGUGUUGCACCUACAUGAGUCUCUUUCAAUUUAAUGUUGGUUGUAAGAAAUUCCCUGGGAUAACAGGUUUUGACAUUUGUUUUAAUCGCAGCUGCAAUAAUAUUGGUACGUAGAUGUUUACCAAAAAGAA
Molecule: messenger RNA, 1676 nt
Organism: Durio zibethinus
Lineage: Eukaryota; Viridiplantae; Streptophyta; Magnoliopsida; Malvales; Malvaceae
Source: RefSeq, a predicted model, not a curated record